GAGUCGGACUGUAACACAUGUACCUGUUCAGACGGACAGGUGUGGUGUGCCAAGAUGUGGUGCGGUCCACCCGAGUGUCCCUAUGACGGAACAGCCGGUUGCCCUGACAACGGGGAGUGCCUGUCCGGUUGCCAGGGCGACAAAGAGUGCGCUCUGUCGCCCUGCCUGUCGGAACCCUGCGACAAGAGCGUCGGGCACUGCUCUACCCCUGUCAGCAGCGCCACCUGUCUGCCCAACGGAGAACUGUACAGCGCCGAUUGUACGAGGCUGGGAUUCUACUUGGAAACUGACAACAUAAACGAUGGUAUGACGUUGGAGCAUUUCUGUGACGUAGUCCGGUCCCUGACCUUGUUUGACCCUUUCGUGGUGCACCAUGGGAUGUGGAUCCGCUGUGAGCUGACGGGGUGGGACGGACCGGACGCCUACAUCACACUCUCAUUGGAAACGGAUAAGGAGACAGAGCAGAGUCUGACGGCGGUAGUCGCUGGUGGGGAUCUCUUGGAUCACAUCAAGGCCGAGAUGGCGAACCCGAACUCCACCAGCGUUUUUCACCACGUCAGACUGCCUACCCUUAGUCCUGAGAAGGUCGUGGGACCUGCAAAUAAAGGUCAGUACGUCUGUAGAUUCUUUUUCGAUAUAUGA
Messenger RNA from Branchiostoma floridae (Florida lancelet), 642 nucleotides. RefSeq lists its product as uncharacterized. NCBI's taxonomy places the organism in Eukaryota, Metazoa, Chordata, Leptocardii, Amphioxiformes, Branchiostomatidae. The record is from RefSeq and is a predicted model, not a curated record. The coding region runs from base 55 to 642 and encodes 195 amino acids. The transcript has 4 exons.